Racocetra fulgida is the source of this 425-nucleotide messenger RNA. Lineage: Eukaryota; Fungi; Glomeromycota; Glomeromycetes; Diversisporales; Gigasporaceae. The record is from the annotation of a GenBank genome assembly.
AAAAAGUUAUUUUUUCUUACUUGUACUUUAUUGAAAUGAAAGAAAAACGUAAAAGUUACCCUGUAAAUUUAAAACUUGAAGCAAUUAAUUAUGCCAAAAAGACAAGUAAUCAUGCCGCAGCACAAACGUUUAAUAUUGACCAUACUCAAAUCAGCAGUUCUUCAUCAUUAUAUCCACUUGCUGAAGAAUCAUUAAAAGAGUGGAUAAUGAAUCGACGUCUAAGAGGAAUAGCAGUUACAUCUAAUAAUGCCAAACGUCGUAUGAUUAGUUUACUUACUCAGGAGUUUAAACUUUCAUACCCUGAUGCUGUAUAUAACUUUAAAGCCUCAGACAGAUGGCUCGACCAUUUUAUGAAUCAGUUUGACUUUUCUCUUCGAAGAUGUACCAAGACUUCUCAAAAACUUCCUAAAGACUUAGAUGAAAAA